Molecule: messenger RNA, 333 nt
Organism: Coniosporium apollinis CBS 100218
Lineage: Eukaryota; Fungi; Ascomycota; Dothideomycetes
Exons: 2
Coding region: 1-333 (110 amino acids)
Source: RefSeq, a predicted model, not a curated record
AUGCCCGACGCUCAGCUGCUUGUCAAGGGCCCCGUUUCGGACGACGACAUCAAGUUUCACAACCACCAGGUCUCGUGCCUACGUGAAAGUCUUCGAGUGAUGAAAUCGAAGCUGCAAUCGAUGAAGAAAGACAAUGAUGCAUGGCAGAAGGCUCUGAAGGAGGAGUGCGGAGACCACGUAGCGACGAAGAGAGAGCUGGAAAUGGCACUUUUUGAAAGAGAUUGCUAUAAGCGAGUGGCAGCCGAGAUAAUGAGGCCUACCCCCACUGGAUGGAACACGGAAUGGGAUGUGAGUAGUCCUAUAUUGCAGAGGCACCAGGGAGUCCCGGAAUGA